Messenger RNA from Numida meleagris (helmeted guineafowl), 1413 nucleotides. It is a transcript of the gene DNAJC9, whose product is annotated as DnaJ heat shock protein family (Hsp40) member C9. The record is from RefSeq and is a predicted model, not a curated record. Gene Ontology annotation, cellular component: cytoplasm; nucleus. The coding region runs from base 70 to 852 and encodes 260 amino acids. Gene Ontology annotation, molecular function: heat shock protein binding. The transcript has 5 exons. NCBI's taxonomy places the organism in Eukaryota, Metazoa, Chordata, Aves, Galliformes, Numididae.
CGCUUCUCGCCGCCCGCCCCGCCUCGCGCCUGCGCCGUGCCGCGCGGCGGUUGGCGGGCUGCGGGCGAGAUGGGGCUGCUGGGGGACUGCGAGGCCCUCUUCGGCGCCGCCGAUCUGUACCGCGUGUUAGGCGUCCGCCGGGAGGCCUCGCCGGAGGAGAUCCGCCGAGCCUACCACCGCGCCUCGCUCCGCGUCCACCCUGACCGGGCCGAGCCCGAUGCCAAGGAGGAGGCGACGCGGCGGUUCCAGAUCCUGGGCAAGGCGUACGCUGUGCUGAGCGAUGCGGAGCAGCGCGCCGUGUACGACGAGCAGGGCACGGUGGACGAGGAGGGCGAGGCGCUGCGGGCCGAGCGGGACUGGCAGGAGUACUGGCGGCUGCUGUUCAAGAAGAUCACCAUCAAAGAUAUUCAAGACUUUGAGAAGAACUACAAGGAUUCAGAGCAAGAGCUAGCAGAUAUUAAGUCAGCCUACGUGGAUUUUGAGGGUGACAUGGACAGAAUAAUGGAGUCGGUACUGUGUGUGGACUACACGGAUGAGCCAAGAGUGAGGAAGAUUAUACAAAGAGCCAUUGAUGCUGGAGAACUCCCGUCCUACAAAGCUUUUGUGAAAGAGUCCAAGCAGAAAAUGACGGCAAGGAAGAGGCGGGCAGAAAAAGAAGCUAAAGAGGCAGAAGAGAGUAGAAAAGAAUUGGGCCUUGGUGAUGGAGAAGAUGACUUGAAAGCGCUGAUUCAAAGCAGAAAUAAAGAUCGAAAAAAGGAAAUGGAUGACUUUUUGGCCCGAAUGGAAGCAAAAUAUGGCAAUAAUGCUAAAAAGGGAGGAAAGAAGACUGCAGCCAAGAAAGGAAAGAAAUAAAGGACUGUGUAUGCUGAAGUGUCAAGUAUCAUUUUGGUUGGGAACAUGUGGAUUUGGGAGUUUCAGAGUUUUUCUGGACUGCUGUUUCAGUGUGCGUGCAUCAACUUGCUGUAACUGGGGAGCAUGAUGCAGAACACAUCAUGAACAAGAAAGACAAAGCAUUCUAGCACCACUGUUUAAAAUUAUUUGGAUGCUUUUUAGUUAAGGUCAAGCCAAUUUUUGGCUAAUAGUUUUGUUACAGUAAGGAGGUGCUGAGAUGCCUGGGAUGGCUGCCUGUUUAUUCAACUUGUGCUGAAUCACGUUCCCUCCAACACGUAAGGAGUGCCAGUACUGCUGAUGGUGAAACAAAGUGAUCCCACACCUCUGAGAGUCCUUGCCACUCAUUCCUGUGGCUUCUGAGUUAGAAACAAAUCUUUUUGUUGUUCACACGUUUCUUUUCUAACCAAUCUUGUGCAGUUUUUAAAGAUCUUUGCAGUACAGCUCAACAGGUAUUUUUCAGAUAUUCCAUGGGUUUUAUAAAAACUUUUGAAAAUAGAAGAUUUAAUAAAUGAUUUUGCAGAA